This is a messenger RNA of Castor canadensis (American beaver), 502 nucleotides long. NCBI's taxonomy places the organism in Eukaryota, Metazoa, Chordata, Mammalia, Rodentia, Castoridae. The record is from RefSeq and is a predicted model, not a curated record.
CCGGGGGCUGGGUUGCGCCGCCGCAGGGCCCAAGGGGAUGUUCGAGGACGAGCCCCACGCUGAGGGGGCGGCGGUGGUCGCCGCGGCCGGGGAGGCGCUGCAGGCCCUGUGCCAGGAGCUGAACCUGGAUGAGGGGAGCGCGGCCGAAGCCCUGGAUGAUUUCACCGCCAUCCGGGGCAACUACAGCCUGGAGGGAGAAGUUAUACACUGGUUGGCAUGUUCAUUGUAUGUUGCAUGCCGCAAAAGCAUUAUUCCCACAGUUGGAAAGGGCAUCAUGGAAGGAAACUGUGUUUCACUACCAGAAUACUACCGCAACCUGCUGCUAAAAACAACGCGCUCCUUACCCCGCCACUCGUGCUUGGGCUGCAGCGAGAACUCAGGCUCCCCGCGCGAAGCUUGCCGGGACCACGCGCGCCUAGCCGAGCUUCCGUUUCCGGCCCUGCAGGCUCCGCCUCAGCGGAAACGGCUGUGCGGAGGGAGAAGGGGGUGGGGUCGUGCGUGA